AUGGCGACCUACGACGAGAAAAACUACUACGAGAAGGACAUCUCUUCCGCCGUCGAGCCUACGGCCGUCGAGCCCGUUGGAGUUGGUCGCGUGACUGGCUUCAAGAGACGUCUACCGCGCUUCACCCUUGCCGUCCGUCAUGAGGAGAGCAGCUUUGCGCCCACGGCGAGCGCCUCCAACGCUGACUUUGACCCGAUUCCACCAUCAAAGCGCACAUGGAAUUGGGGCGCAUAUGUCGCCUACUGGAUGGCCGACGCCUGGGCUGUGUCGAACUGGGAAGUUGCUUCUUCUAUGAUCGCCGUCGGUCUCAGCUGGAAAAUGGCAAUUGGCGCCUGUGUGCUGGGUAACACCAUCAUGGGUCUCGUCAUUACCGUCAAUGGUAGAAUGGGUGCCAUUCUUCACACACCGUUUCCUGUGCUCUCACGUAUGCCGUUUGGCUACUACUUCAGCUACUUUGUCGUCCUGUCCCGUUGCGUCCUCGCCAUUGUUUGGCUCGGUGUCCAAACCACGACUGGUGGUCAAUGUAUGGAAGUGCUCCUCACAGCCAUCUGGCCUAGCUUUGCCCGGAUACCCAAUCACAUACCCGCUGAUGAAGGUAUCACUACGGCGGGGAUGGUGGCCUUUUUGCUCUACUUCUUACUUCAACUUCCCUUCCUGUGCAUCCCUUACACGAAGGUCCAAUACUUCUUUGCAUUCAAGAGUAUUAUCGCCCCCAUCAUCUUUUUGGCUAUUUUCGGCGAUACGCUGCACAAGGCCGGCGGCACCAUCAGUAAUAGCACGGUCAUUACCCAAGGCACCACUAUCAGCGGUUCGACUCUUGCCUGGGCCUUCUUCGGCAACCUCAAUGGAGUCUUGGGCAACUACGCCACCUUGGGUUUGAACAUUGCCGACUUUUCGAGAUACGCCAACAAACCCAGCGCACAGAACGUGCAAGCGCUGGUCAUUCCCGCCAUCUUCACUGUCGUUGGUCUGCUUGGCAUCUUCACUGCCGCUGCUGCUCAGAGUGCCUAUGGCGAAAUCAUUUGGAACCCCAUUGAAAUCCUCCACCUCUGGAUGGAGUCUGGUUCUCACCGUGGCCGCGCUGCUGCCGCAUUUGGCGCCAUCGGCCUGAUCAUCGUCACCCUCGGUAUCAACAUCUCGGCCAACUCUAUCAGCGCAGCCAACGAUCUCAUGUCUUUCUGCCCCAAGUACAUCAACAUCCGCCGUGGUCAGCUUCUUGCUGCCGUCAUUGGAAGCUGGGCCUUUGUGCCGUGGAAAAUCCUCGCUUCGGCCGCCAAGUUCCUUGCUUUCCUGGGUGGCUACACCAUUUUCCUGGGUCCCAUGACAUCCAUUCUCAUGACUGACUACUUCAUCGUCCGUCGUGGAAAUGUGUCUGUGCCCGACAUGUACAACUUUCACGGCAUAUACCGCUACUCGCCCAAAUUCGCGACCAACUGGCGCGCGGUUGUCGCCUUCUUCAUCGGCUGCACUCCUCCACUUCCCGGUUUUGUCAACAACAUCGUUGUGGCAGGCCAUGGCACGACAAGCGUCUCUCUGGGCGGUCAACAUCUAUUUGCAAUUGGUUACGUCUACUCAUUUGUCGCCGCCGGCGUCUUCUACUGGGGCUUCAAUCGCUUCUGGCCACAUACCGAGUCCAUGCUGACCCAUCCCGAGACGGGCGAAGACAUCAUCGCAGCCAACGAUGCAAAGAAUCUUCAGGAGCGUCGCGCCAGCUGGUCUGAGCGAAGGCCGAGUGCCGUGACGAGGUUCUUCUCAGUGUAG
Messenger RNA from Fonsecaea pedrosoi CBS 271.37, 1761 nucleotides. RefSeq lists its product as uncharacterized. The coding region runs from base 1 to 1761 and encodes 586 amino acids. Gene Ontology annotation, molecular function: nucleobase transmembrane transporter activity. The record is from RefSeq and is a predicted model, not a curated record. NCBI's taxonomy places the organism in Eukaryota, Fungi, Ascomycota, Eurotiomycetes, Chaetothyriales, Herpotrichiellaceae. Gene Ontology annotation, cellular component: plasma membrane. Gene Ontology annotation, biological process: nucleobase transport; transmembrane transport. The transcript is spliced from 10 exons.